ACUCCUCUAAUGUAUGCAAUUCGGGAUAAUAAAGUUUUCAUGGCUGACAGAUUUUUGGACAUGGGAGCCAACAUCAACGCCGUAGCAAAGGAUGGCAUAACAGCGUUACAUCUUGCUGUUGCUAACGUGAAAGAAGAUGCUAUCAGGUUAUUGCUUAGCAGGAAGGCGGACCCAUUCAUUCCGUAUGGGCCUAAAAAUCAACUACCUAUUCAUAUCCUGUGCCACAAAGGACGAGGUUCCGCAUCAGCCACCUUGAGUAUGCUUCUCCGUAGUGGAGGAAAGGAUAUGAGAUUAAUUAAGGAUAAAGAUGGGAAGAUACCUCUUUUGAUUGCAGCAGAGAGUGACAAUAAUAGUUUAUGUCGAGAGUUACUUACUGCCCUAAGCAAGGAACAGUUGAAAUUUCGAACUGUCGAAGAAGGAAAUACAGCCAUGCAUAUUGCUACCCAAAGAAAAAAUGGAGAGUUACUUCGAUUACUUCUGAAUAGCGGCGGCAAUGUGGAUGUCCAAAAUGAUGAAGGUUUAACUCCACUUCACAUAGCGUGCGAAAAUGGGGAUUUGGAAAUUUUAAAAGUAUUUUUUCAAUUCCGAGCGAAUGCUAAUAUAACGGACAGUCAAGACCGAACACCCCUGCAUAUAGCCGCUGAGAAGGGAUUCAGUGCUAUUGUUGAAAUGCUGGCAGAUAAAUUCAAAGCAUCAAUUUUUAAGAGGACAAAGGAUGGUAGGACGCUUAUGCACAUAGCUUCAGAAUCAGGCCAUCAAGAAACAGCAUUAGUCUUCCUUAAAAAAGGCGUACCUCUUCAUAUGUCUAACAAGACUGGAACAAAAGCAAUCCAUACUGCUGCUGCACAUGGUUUUGUAGAGGUGAUUCGGAAUCUGUUGGACAGAGGAGAAAAUGUGGAUGCAACAACUCCUGAAAAUUUCACAGCUUUGCAUCUAGCUGUUCAAGCCAAUCAGCCAGAAGUUGUGGAAAUCUUGCUGGGUCACGGAGCCAACGUUCAAAUGAAAGCUGGAAAGAAUGGCGAAACGGCUUUACACAUGGCUGCUGGUGUGAAGGAUGGUCACAAGUGUGCGGAGCUUAUAAUCAAAAGUGGAGCUGAUGUUAAUGCUAGAAAUGAGGAAGGUGAGACACCUCUCCAUAAUGCUGCUCGUCAUGGUCAGUUGAAAACUGUGACACAGCUGCUGGAAGAUGGAGCAGGAUUGGACAGCCUGUCUAAACAUGGUGAAAGCGUUCUUCAUGUUGCUGUUUCGAACUGCCAUUAUGAAAUAGCUAAAAGCCUGAUAAAUCAUAAAAAAGAAAUGGCUACAGAGCUGCAAGUGAUAAAUUACGUUAAUCAGCCGAAUAAAGAAGGUGAAACUGCAACACAUUACGCAUCUUCAAUUAAUAAGGAUCAAAUUCAUUAUCCAACAGAAGAUAAGGAUAUGAUUGCCUUGAUUCUACAACAUGGAGGAAGUGUCACAACUGAAACUAAAAAAAAUAGUGAAACUGCAAUCCAUUACGUUUGUCGAGUAGGAAAUGAAGAUGUACUGAAAGAAAUCAUCGCCCGAUUACCACAAUCAAAGCUGCAAAUUGCUUGCAACAAACAAGCGGCGAAUGGAUGGUCACCUCUGCUUUACGCCUGUGACUGUGGAAAAUCGCAGGUUGUGCAACUUUUACUUCAGAAUGGUGCGAGAGUAGAUGUGUUCGACGUAGAAGGCAGAGCUGGUCUUCAUCUUGCUGCGGAACAUGGACAUGCUGAUGUCAUUGAAAUUUUAUUAAAUCACAAAGCUUUCGUAAAUGUAAGAACCAAAAGAGGAAUGACACCUCUACAUCAUGCCGCUGGACAAGGCCAUACGAAUGUUGUUAAACUUCUUGUUGAUAAGUAUGGGGCUGCUAUUGAUGGACUUACAUUGAGUAAACAAACCGCUCUUCAUUUAGCUUCACACCAAGGACGUUUCGAAACUUGUAGAACGUUGCUUGAUAUGGGAGCAGAUCCGAAUGCAACAGACAAUCGAGGACAAACUCCGUUACUUCUUGCUGCUGAAAAUGAUCAUUCUGAAGUUGUGAAGCUGUUUCUGCAACUGAAGCCAGAUCUCGUUUCUAAAGCCAGUUCGAGUGGAAUUACAUGUGCUCAUAUAGCUGCUCAGAAAGGCAGUGUAGCUGUAAUCAAAGGUCUGAUGAAGUUUGAUCCUAAGCUGGUUACGACGGCCAGAAGUAAAAAUAAUUCCACGGCUCUUCACCAAGCAGCUUCAGGCGGAAAUGCAGAUGUUGUGAAAGUUCUUUUGGAAUCCGGAGCGAAUCCUACAGAUGAGACUGAUGAAGGCUAUACAGCCCUACAUUUGGCAGCAAAAUAUGGCCAUGUUGAAGUACUUCACGCCUUAAAAUCUGCAAUGUCUUGGAGAUAUGCAAGUAAAAAGACUGGCUUAACAGCACUUCAUAUAGCAGCAAGUUAUGGGCAAGAGGAUUUUGUUCGAGAGAUGCUUACCCAAGUGCCAGCUACUAUACCUAGUGAAAGGCCCACAGAAAGUCCAGAAGCUGAUUAUGGAUUUACCCCUCUUCAUAUGGCGGCAAGGUAUGGAAGAGAAGAUGUGGUCAGGAUGCUUUUAAAUAGUGCUGGUGUACAGGUGGAUGCUUCAACUGCAGUGGAGGCAACUAUGCCGCUACAUUUGGCAGCAAGAGGUGGCCAUUUGGCAGUUGCUGGAUUAAUUUUGAGUCGAAUAACAGAUAAAUUUCAUUCUGGGGACAAAAAAGGGCGUACACCCCUUCAUAUGGCUGCAGCUCAUGGUCAUGAAGACAUAGUUCGUCUUCUUCUUGGUCAAGGAGCGGAUAUCAAUGCAGCAGAUAAUAAUGGUUGGACAGCACUACAUUACGCUGCUAAACAAGGAUACUUGGAUAUGAUCCAUCUUCUGAUUGAUAGUGGAGCUUCUUCAAUAGCAGCAGCUACGGAUGGGAAGAUACCCUUAAGUAUUGCAGCAAAUGCUAAUCACUUGGAUGUUUUGCGAUAUCUCUUCAAGAGAGAGCACAACACCGUAACACUUAUGGAAGAUUCUUCGUUUUUAGUGGACCUCAUGGUGUGUGGAAAAAACAGAGACCACCUGCCGUUAUUGGAGUUCGUUUUCGUUUCACCUGCUCCUAUAGAUACAGCUGUAAAAAUGUCUCGUCGAUAUGAAGACUUAGCCCAACGUGAAAAAGAGAGAGCAAGGGAUUUGGAAAACAUGGCCAUUUUCUGCGAGACACUGGCUUCAGAUCUUUUGGCCAUUGCAGCAAGUAAUAAUACGGCUGGAGCACUCCUUCAAGCUGGAGAUCACAAGAACACUGUAUUCCUCGAUGUCCUCAUUGAACUAGAGAGAAAAGAUGUCGUGGCUCAUUCAGCAGUACAGAAGUAUCUCUCGGAUGUUUGGAUGGGAAACUUAAAAUGGCCGGCUUGGCAAAUCAUAUUGCUGUUCCUAGCAUUCAUUUUUUGUCCUAUUACAUGGAUGGCAUGUUCACUCCCUCUUCAUAGAUUAGCCAACAUACCUAUCAUCAAAUUUAUGGCUUACCUCGUAUCUCAUAUUUUUCUAAUAUUUUUGUUAUGUUUUUCGAUUUUAAAUCCAUAUUUUCCCUUGUGGAGUUCGACUGAACUUUUACCUCAUCCGCAUGAAUGGUUGCUUUUAUUUUGGAUACUAGGAUUUUUGGUAGCAGUUAAUGUCAAUCCUAGGGAACGAGGCGGGUUAGGAUGGAUCAAACUAGUCAUUGUCACAUUUGGAAUGAUAGCAGUCGCUAUCCACAUAGCAGGAUUUUUCUUUAUUGAUGACAGCAGACUUGUCAUGUUGUACAUCAGAAACCAACUUUUAGCGGUAUGCUUACUUUUAGCCUUUUUUGAGUUUUUAAAUUUUUUAACAUUUCACCACUUAUUUGGACCUUGGGCUAUUAUUAUUAGAGAUCUUAUGAAAGAUCUCAUGAGAUUUUUAGCCAUUUUAGCUAUAUUUUUAACAGGAUUUUCCUUACACAUCUGCGCGGUAUACCAACCAGUUUUUGAUCCUGGUAACCGAACAAUAUCUGUAGAUGCUGAAGUAUUUCAGUCACCUUUAGGGACAUUUGAGAUGCUUUUCUACGCUUUAUUUGGGCUAGUAGAGCCUGAUUACAUGCCACCAAUGCAUCUUAGCCCAGGUUUCGCCAAAAUCAUUAUGAAAGUAGUAUUCGGUGUAUAUAUGAUGGUAACUGUAAUAGUACUAAUAAAUUUGUUAAUUGCUAUGAUGUCCAAUACAUAUCAGCGUAUUCAGUCACAAUCAGACAAAGAAUGGAAAUAUGGCCGAGCCAAGCUAAUAAGAAAUAUGAAUAUGACUCUACCUACUCCUCCUCCAUUAAUAAUCUUAACAUUUAUUCCGACUCUUGUUCAACGAUGGAAAGCAAAAACAGCAGCUCAAAAUAGGGCUGGAAGAUCGGAGGCAAAAAUGGAGAAAGGAACAACAAUUUUAUGGUUAUUUGGUCAUGGAGCUGCAAGAUCUUGGUUUAAUAGAAAAAUGAGAAAAAGACCUAUACAAGUAUCUCCCGUAGAUUUUCGUCAUAGCACACAAGGAAGUCAUGGAGAUCUUCGACCAAUUAGUUCAGUCAUCAACUGGAAGACUAUGGUGAGUAAAUAUCUUGAAGUCAAAGGCAUUGACUUGGGAACAACUCCUCAAGAUGGUAGUCAAGAGGACUAGUGACAACUUAAAGAAGAAAAGUCUUAUUUUUUUGUCAGAGUUAUUCUGCACAAGCGGGCCCGUGUUUCAUAUCAUAAUCGUUUGUACUUACAAGGAGCUUACAUGUGACUUAUUUAUAUAUAAUAAAUAUAAAUAUUUUCACUUCAUAAUACGCCGGAAAUUGAACAAAUACCUCAAGAGUUGUGAAAAUGUGGUCUAAAGCAUAUUUAUUAGAGAUUUGGUGUAAUUUUCCAGUGUAGUUUUCUUAAGCAUUUUGUAAA
Messenger RNA from Argiope bruennichi, 4919 nucleotides. RefSeq names its product serine/threonine-protein phosphatase 6 regulatory ankyrin repeat subunit C-like. Gene Ontology annotation, cellular component: glycosylphosphatidylinositol-N-acetylglucosaminyltransferase (GPI-GnT) complex; membrane. Gene Ontology annotation, biological process: calcium ion transmembrane transport; GPI anchor biosynthetic process. The coding region runs from base 10 to 4659 and encodes 1549 amino acids. Gene Ontology annotation, molecular function: protein binding; calcium channel activity. NCBI's taxonomy places the organism in Eukaryota, Metazoa, Arthropoda, Arachnida, Araneae, Araneidae. The record is from RefSeq and is a predicted model, not a curated record. The transcript is spliced from 28 exons.